AUGUCAGAGUACAACUUACAUGAAUUUCUCUCCACUUCCACGUUUCCUGGGGGAAGGGAGGAGCCACAAUCAGAUCUCAGCAUUGAGCUCCCACUGAGUCAGGAGGCAUUUUCAGACCUGUGGAAACUACUAUCUCCAAACAAUGUUCUGUCCACCUUGCCGUCAUCUGAUUCCAUUAAAGAACUGUCCCUGUUUGAGAAUGUUGCAGGCUGGUUAGAAUACCCAGGUGAAAUGCUCCAAAAGGCAGCCGCCACAGCAGCAGCGGCUCCAGCAGAGGACCGGGUAACUGAGACUCCUGCACCAGUGGCCCCAGCGCCAGCCACUCUCUGUCCCCUUUCAUCUUCUGUCACGUGCUAUAAAAUCUACCAGGGUGACUAUGGUUUCCAUCUGGGCUUCCUGAACUCAGGGAUUGCCACUUGCACGUAUUCGCCUUCCCUCAAUAAGCUAUCCUGCCAGCUGGCAAAAACAUGCCCUGUACAGCUGUGGGUCAACUGCACACCUCCACCUGGCACCCAUGUCCGUGCCAUGGCCAUUUACAAGAAGUUACAAUACAUGACAGAAGUUGUAAAAUUCUUCCCUCACCAUGAGCAUCCCUCUGAAAGCAAUGGUUUGGCUCUUCCUCUGCAUCUUAUCCGAGUGGAAGUAUAG
This is a messenger RNA of Phodopus roborovskii (desert hamster), 648 nucleotides long. Its product is annotated as cellular tumor antigen p53-like. The coding region runs from base 1 to 648 and encodes 215 amino acids. Gene Ontology annotation, biological process: apoptotic process; regulation of transcription by RNA polymerase II. Gene Ontology annotation, cellular component: nucleus. The transcript is spliced from 2 exons. Gene Ontology annotation, molecular function: DNA-binding transcription factor activity, RNA polymerase II-specific; protein binding; RNA polymerase II cis-regulatory region sequence-specific DNA binding. The record is from RefSeq and is a predicted model, not a curated record. Lineage: Eukaryota; Metazoa; Chordata; Mammalia; Rodentia; Cricetidae.